AAAGAACUGAUUGAACUUAUUUGAUUGUAUUUGUUGUUUAGUUAAGCAUUUCUCACGAAUGAUGAAUGCAAAAUACGUACAUGUAAGCGCCGUGUUAUUGUGUUUACUUUGUAGCUAAUGAAACAUGACUGACAAGUGAAUUAAGGUACACACAAAAAAGGUGCUUCUGAAAUACAAAUUAUGGUGAAUACCGGCAAUUAGUGCAAAUUGUGUUACAUAUAUUUUAUUUUAUCUCCGCUUGAAGAUCACCUUGAAACAAGUGUGACGUGGGAGUGGCGUUACGGAGAUAAUGCUGCCACAGGAUGGGGUCCAGCCUCAUCUUAUUAAGAGAUGGUGCCACCGUCGACACUGAAUUUCUUCGGACCUGAACUACUCCGGAGAUCCCGCACUUUUACUACGAUCAUGCUCCAUAAUGAUCCACAAUUUGAUCUCGAACAAAUGUUUACAUUGCUGUCCUAUCGUUACAAAGACAGAGGUGGCCACAAACCAGAUCAAUCAUUCUGGGUUCCCACUGGCCACGUGAGCAUAACUCUGUCGUAACAGAGGAAAUGGGAGUUCCGCGUCGUCAGGAAACGGAGAUAUAUUCAUAACCAAUAAUGUAUACCUUUAAAAAUAUGUUAGACAAUUUAUCUUUCAUGGUGGAUAACUUCAAUUCUUGAAAGCUUCAGUUAUCCUUGUUCCUAAUUUGAAAUUCUCAGUAAAAUUUAAACGUUAAUGGAGAAAUAUGGAACACACUCUGCUCAUUAAUAAAUGCUCACCUGAACUUACUGCUCCACAAAGACUAGUCCAGUUACUUUGAGCAAUUAUAUUUGAAAAAAACAUAUCAGUAUUUAUCAUAAUGACGUUGGAUUUAUCUGUUCGGUUGAAGUGAUUUAGAUUUCUGUGUCAUGUUACUUUUGCACUAGUGCAUUAUUACUGGGCCCUGGUGCAAGCAUUGGGUCAGUUUGAAGAAUUUAUGUGGCACAGGAAAUACAUUUAUCGAAGUCUGAUAAUUUUUAUGUACUGAAUUAUCAUGCGAGUUCUUAUAUUCGAUAAUGUGCGUUCGCUGAAUUAUUACAUAAAUAACAUGAACCAUUCGGAAAUUAAUGAAGCUCUUCCCACCAAACACUUAAGAAUUUAUGGAAGUUCCGUUAAUACGUGUGUAAUAUUGGCUCAAGUGAAUUUUAUUGUGAAGAAUGAUGCAUAUCUGUAAUAUAAUUGUUCAGCAUGGAAGUGUACGUGGAAUCCGCGUGAAGAAUAUCACAUCAUUAAGUGUUCCUGUCAGAAUGUUUGGAAGUGUCGGAUAAAAAUGUUUUCUCACUGUCUUCGACUGAUAGAACCUACGAAGACAUAUAGUUAACUACUGUGUCGUCAGGUUGGUAGACCUGACAAUGUUUCUACAUUCCAAUUACUUCUUAUCCAGACACAUCUGAAGUCAGUGACUGAAUUUAGAGAAAGUAACUGUGAACUCAGGAUUCUUGUGAAUGAGUGAAUAACUACUACGAAAAUUAGCGAAUCGCCAGUGUCUGUGGUAAUGUUGGGUCAUGAAUCUUUCAUAUACAAAUAGACGUUUCCUGUGGUUAUAUUUGUGGUGGCUUUCUCCAGAAGGAAGCAUCUCCAACAAAAUAACUGCUAAUAAAGUGGUGUACCGGCAUUAUGCCCCGGGGUUCAAGCCCCCCUGCACCCCCUGCUGCCACUACUAACCACCCCCACAACCCUCACCUGGACGUGGCUAUAACGUGUCUGUGGAUAUUAACCCCACUCGCUGCCACCAUUUCACUUGUCAUCGUGUGUAUAGCCAUGACGACUAACCAGUGGCUUCACACCGAGGAGAAAAUGAACAACCCUAAUUACAACGGAACCGGGGAAAGGGAUUACUUGUCAAAGUACACCGUGUCUGGCCUCUGGACUCUGUGCUACACGAAUCCAGGAGAAAUGGAUCUGCAUUGCUUCAACAUCGACUACUUCCCUCGAGAGGAAUAUAGCCCGGAUCCCAAUGACUCCACCAUGGCGAUUCCUUAUGCUGUGACCAAGUCUGCAUUAUUUUUUAUCCUGGCUACCCUCCUUGUCUUCGUGGGAGAGUUCUGCUGCCUGUUUGGACAUUUUGCUCGUCAGAGGCGCAUUUUUACCUUCAUCUCUGGUGUACUGUGCAUCAUGUCCGGGCUGCUGAUGUUGAUUGGUCUGGUUAUGUACAUCUCCAUCUUCAAAGCUGAAAUUGGCAGCAAGUUGCGCCCUCGCUCACAGCUUCAACCACCUUUGUUCACCUAUCGCUAUGGGUUCAGCUUUCUUCUCGUCGUAUCUGGAUUCAUGGCUACAGAAAUUGCUGGAACAUGUGCAGUGUUCCUUUAUAUCUACUGGCAUCAGAAGGAAUGGGUUCGCAAACAGUUUGAACAUCACCUCCAUCGUCGCAAACUAUCUGCUUCUUCCAUGCUACUCACUGCAGACCACCAUAAUCCAAGCAGUCUGUUUCCCUGCAGGCGCCAUCCACAUUCCUAUCAACAACAGCAAUAUACUUCAGGAAGACCUCCACAACUUCUUAGAGCCUCUCCUCAACGACGGUUAUAUUUAGACCAUGACCCUAGAGGUCCUGAUGGUGUGGAGUGCAGUAACAGUGGAGAGCCUUCACCCUGUAGACACCUAGCGCUUCCUUCCUUCACCGGUUCCAUGAGGGAUAUGACCUCUUCUUCCUAUUAUAGCUUCCCUGCUCCAGCUGGAACUGUUGUUGAUACUUCUACAGGAUAUCACCAACAUUAUUUUCAUCAUCAUCGUGGAGAAGAGGAGUGUGAAGCAACACCGCCUCCAAUUGAUUUGCGUCAUCAGCAUCACCAUCAACAUCAACAACAUCAUCAUCAUCUUCAUCCACACCACCAUGGUAGCGCCAGAGAACUAUCAGGCUCUCAUUCUUCUUUCUUUCCACGUGAUGCUACAACUAACACUGUGUCUACAACAGCUGACAUUAACUCCUGCGGUGAUAAUGAUAUUGAUGAUGAGGAUUAUUCUCCAUCAAUGCAACAUGAACAUGAGUUUGUGACUUUUGACCUAGAUGACCACCCCCCUGUGCCACCUGUCAGGGCAGUUGCCACAACAACAGAUGAGUUAUCACCUCAACAGAGACGGAAAGAUUUCGGGUUAGACGCUUUGAGACGGACAACUCCAGUCUAGUGAAUAAAAAUCCCAUACACAUUCAAAGAUAAUGGUUAUUUGUACUGUAAUACUCUAUUUGAGUGGCGUAAGCAUUCUGCAUUCAGAUUUUCCAGAAAAGAAGUGCACAUUGUUUAAUUGUUUCCAAAUUUCUUAAGCUGCUGGAACAGUUUCACAGUACCUUGGUCUUGGAAGGAUUUUUGGGCUUGCUGAUAUUUCAUUGGUGGACGCUAGACUAAUUUUCCUUGAAGGAUGGUGGAAUAAUUUCUUCUAUUGAACAGACUUAAUCAUUAACCAGUCUGUGGCUGUUGGGGACAUUCACAGACGCCUGAACCUUUCAUAUUUCUUGGUCUUUGGAAUUUCUCUCAUCCUCUCUGACCAUGUUCUUCCUUGGUGUUCAGGCAUACAAAUGCAUUAGUAAAAUUCCAAACCUGGAUACCCCUUUGUAGGGUGGUAGUAUGACUCCAAGAGCACAAAGUUUAUUAUAUUAAACAAAUAAGAAAUGAAGUAUCCAUUUAGAAAUGAAAUAUUAUAUGGGAUGAGUGUAUCUUGAAACAAAAGUAUUCAGAAUCAACUAAUUGCACCCUGUAGGUUAUGUGAUGCAAAUGAAUGAGUUAAGCUCUGUCUUUAAAAUGCUGCUGUGUUUAACCACCUUUCAAUUAUAACUCAUAAUUAUCAAUAAUCUGCAUCUCGAAAGAAGGAACAGUACAAGCAACCAUUGUUUUAUUUUUCAGAUUAGGUACAAUUACAAUAUAAAACUGGAGUGUGAAUUGCUAAUAAUGUUAAAUGAACAUGUUUUGUACAUCAAAUGCCUGAAGAACAUUCAUCAUCUAGUUUAGACAAAAUGGUGUAACAUGAGAUGUGAUGAUAAAGCAUGGCUUGUGAGAGGGUAGUGCUGUCAUACUGAAAUAAGAACAAGCAAUAUCUAUUCUAAUAAACUUAGUGUGUUAUAUAUUCGAUUGUAUAUUUUUAUACAUUACAAUUUUCUUCAAAAUCAGUAUCUAAUAUGAAGCAAAUACAUGUCUCCUUAUUUGUAGCUGACAUAUUAUUAAGAACGGAAAACAUUUGUUUGUUGUUAUUGAUUGUAUUUCUUAAAGUAGGUGAUAAACCAAUUUUAAGACCUUUGUUUUAUUUCUGACAAUCAUAAUCAUUCCAUUUAAUUUACAUCUGUUGUCAUUUUUACUGACCUUUACAUGAAAUUUGUUUUUUUUCCCCUCCCCCACUGCCUCAAGUACACAUUUGCAUGUGAGCGGUAAAGACAUACAGAGAAGCCGGUCACAUUGGCUGCAAACUUAGAGACAAUGUAACUCAUAUAUGUUUCGUGUCGGUAUGGCAAGAUUAAUGGCCUUCCACAAUAAUAAUAAUUGUUGCUUUAUGUAAUUUUUUCAUGGAUGUUACAGCAUGAUGCAAACUUCUCAUGUAUCCAGAGUUAGAUAUAAUGGAAGUACUACAGGAAAAAAUCAUAAUAGGUUUUUUAUUAAUGUCAGAGUAAUUGUCUAUUUUUACAAUUGUAACAAUCUGUGUUGUGUUUAACAUCAUUAUUUAAUGGUACAAUCAUGUGAAAAUUUUUCAUUAUAUACAAAUGACUCUAAUACUCUUCUAAAUAGGCAAACCAUACUCUCAUUCAUAGGGUGAUAAGCAGGGCCCAGAUUUUGAUGACAUGUCAUCUUUUUUUUCCUUGUAUCCUAUGCGAUGCU
Messenger RNA from Cryptotermes secundus, 4817 nucleotides. RefSeq lists its product as uncharacterized. Gene Ontology annotation, cellular component: AMPA glutamate receptor complex; postsynaptic density membrane. Lineage: Eukaryota; Metazoa; Arthropoda; Insecta; Blattodea; Kalotermitidae. The transcript has 5 exons. Gene Ontology annotation, molecular function: channel regulator activity; voltage-gated calcium channel activity. Bases 1636 to 3141 code for a protein of 501 amino acids. Gene Ontology annotation, biological process: regulation of AMPA receptor activity; neurotransmitter receptor internalization; postsynaptic neurotransmitter receptor diffusion trapping. The record is from RefSeq and is a predicted model, not a curated record.